AUGACGACGUCGUUAUUAUCAAUGAAGGAGAAACAGACGGAGACGGCGUAUGAUGGAUACAUUUUUAGAUAUUGUCGUGAAUUGAAGAAGACGUUGAAGUCGGAUUGUGUUGUCAACGCGUUCUCAUCGCCAUGCUGCGUUCCGGUGGCCGGUUUCAGCAAAGAGGUGAUGCCGGAUGAAACGAGCGCGAAGAGAAAACGAAUGCGCCGCCCGAGUCUCCUCAAAUUGCUGGAAACACGCGAAAUCGGCGGACAGAAAUACUCCAACGAUUUCGAGGAAUUUUUCAUUCGUUCGGAGCUUCGCGAAUACCGAACACUAAUGAUUUAUGAAAAUAUUGGUCAUCGAUUUGAUUUCUUAUACCAUGAAAAUGCGAUUUUGGAUCGAAAAGCGAAAACCGUCAAGUGCACGAAUGACGCUUUGAUGCCGAUACGAAUAGUCGAAGAUCGAGCGGAAGCAGUUAUCGACUUUUUCUGCGUCAAGUGCGGACCACCGCAAACGAACUACACGGUGUUUUUGACUGGAAAACGGCGGAGAUACGCGGUGGAAAUUCGCGAUAGUGUUGAACGUGGCGCGAAGUUUCGCGAUCGCAUCGAAUUGCCCGUCGAGUAUAAAUAUGGCGGAUUUCGUUGGAAUAUCUAUGGCAAAUCGUGGUAUUUGGUUGGCCGUCGCACCAAUUUAACGAUGCUUUUAAUAUUCGAUUGCCAUCCGGCUCGCCCGAAAUAUUGGCUGAAAAUCGCGCGUAAAUCGGCCGAAAUGAUUACGAUCGAGUCGAAUUUGAUCAAAGUGGCCGAUGAGAAAUGCACUAAAUUUUAUGAUAUUGAUGAUUUUAUCACGGAGAAGCCGCAUUAUGUUCAAUAUGGUGAAAUGAACGGAAAACGAAUUAUUAAUGUUUAUCAGUAUCCAGAUCAAAAAUUUGAGACAAUAAAUGUCCCUCUUCAUGUGGUCUACCGAUUUGAAGGAACUCCGAUCAUCAUUGGACAAGAAGGAACGUCGGUGGAAGCGAAGCGUGUCGUCAUUCUCAAUAUGCACAAUCCUUCACUUAAACCAAUUUUGGCGGGAUCACCAUUAGAACAUGAAAUGAGCCGGACGAUGACAGAAUUUGGUAUCAAUAGAUCCCAUCGCGACACGAAAGACCAUUUUUUGAAUGUGAACACCGGGUUUUUCCAGAAUCGAUUCGGAAUCGCGUUUCCCGAAUCGCGCGGAUCCAUUAUCGACUCUUUCAUUUUCUAUCAUCGCCUUCACGCGAUUCAUUAUAGAUUUCGAAAAUGCUCGAAUUUGGAUAAUUAUGAAAUUGUCGAAAUUUGGAAGGUGCUCAUGUUUCCCGACAUUGACAAUCGCAAUUUGCGUCGAAAAGAGUUGAAUUCGACGACCGACCAUGAAAUGCGAUUGCGACGGACCCAAUUUGUCGAUAUCACCUAUCUCGGUGAUUAUGUUAGAAUGGGUCAAAUCGCGACGACUAGGCAUUAUUUUGUUGUCGAGGUUAUCAUUGACAUCGCCCAUAUUAGCUAUGAUGGCUAUUAUACUAAUGACUACUCAUACGGUCAAAUAGUCCGUUUUCUUUAUUUUAUUGAUCGAAAAACUGGUGAGUUCGUUCGAAUCCACUCAUUCUAUGUGCCGGGCCGCGGUUGGGAUUCGAUCACGUCUCUCUGGAUCGAGAGCGAUGUUUUAAUUGUUGGCGAGACGAGAAAGGUAACCGCGUUUGAGCUCUAUGAGCCGCUUCAAUUGGAUGAGCCAGCCAAGAAGACUCGACGACGAGCUGGCCGGAAUGAGGAAGAGAAGUAUUCGAUUGAAGUCGCUGAGGAUAGAGUUGAUGAUCCGGACUAUGAGCCUUAA
Caenorhabditis bovis is the source of this 1833-nucleotide messenger RNA. NCBI's taxonomy places the organism in Eukaryota, Metazoa, Nematoda, Chromadorea, Rhabditida, Rhabditidae. The record is from the annotation of a GenBank genome assembly.